CUGGGCACGUGCUUAGGAUGUGUCACAAGUGGUGUUUGCGAUACACCAGACUCACGACAGAUCUAUGACGUCUGAAAAUGACCAAUAUUCUAUUCAUUAGCAGGAGUAUUCUAACAUUCAUGAAAAACAAGGAUGAACUGUGCUUUAUUUUUUUUGCUUAAAUCUAAAAAUUGAAGUUAGUUUAGCAGUUGACUGUUGCAGUCAUUUGGAUGUUUUGCAUGCAUUUCACUAGGAAGACUAAGAGCUAAGACUUUUUUAUUGCCAUGGCCUUGACUGUCUUGAUGUUGUUUUGCACCAUGCCCUUGUGUUGACUUUUGCAUACAAUAUUUUUCAGGCACCCGCUUUAUAUAACGCAAGAAGGCAGCUGCAAGGACACGAGGAUGUGAAAGAGCCAGUGCAGCGCGACUUCACGUAGUGCAGAGGAGCCAAUGCCAAAAAAUCAAAAUACAUUGGCAUGUUAUUUGGACAAGAAAACUAGGACAACCCAGGACGUGCAUUUCUCAGCACCCAGUCAACUGCCAAAAGUGACUCAAACACAGGCCACCGGUGGAACUCGGCUGUACCACUGCAGUGCUGCGGAAAUUGCCUUCACCAGCGGCUUUGCAACAGCUGUUUCGCAGCAUGUCGGAGACAAUGCCUACGAAAUUAUUGGCCCUGAUCAUGAGAGCCCUCAAGGGGCAAACAACAUCUCUGUUGCAGAAGUGAGCCCGAUACCACUUGGGAAAGUUACCAUGACAGAUGACACGGCAGCAAUAGAUACAGAGACUGCCAUGUCUACUGCAGCUGCAACAGUGUACGAGGCAAGCAGCAGCGCGUCAGCAUCAGCAGCAGUGUCAGAAGGAACCACACCAGGCCUGGUAGAGCAACAUGUGUGCUAUCACUGACUUUUUUUGUAGUGGAUACAACUCAUUUGCUCAACAUACAAAAGCUUUUCACCACGACUGUGAGCCAGUAUUAUUGUGCAGCAAGUGCAAGACUAAGUUAGGUGUUAUAACACAGUACAAGCAUCACUUUAAUAUAUGCAAAUGCAAACAUAUUACAGUUGUUGCCUCCCCAGCCAGCCCACAUAGUGACAACAAUGUGAAACACAUGGUGGGACACACCUCUCCCCCAUUACAAGAUAGUAGAGACUGUCAGUGUUGUUGCUAGAUUGACUGGUCUUUGUAGGCAACUAGAAGGACAACACAGGUGUCAUAAGAUUGUUGUUGAUGUUGUUGUUGAAGAGGUAAAAAAGAAGUUUGAUGCAGCUGAAGUGCCAACUGAUAUUGAGCAAAUCAAAAGCAACCACCUGAGAAAGCAACACUAUCGAAAUUUGGGUAUCUAUGUGCCACCAACUCUGGUAAGAAUGGCAUAGGACAGAAGUGUGAUGAAAAUCACACAGACACUGCUGUUGCAUCACUGGCCACAGUGAGCAGCGACUUGUAGGGCAAGAGAGUCAACUGAAACUAACAUUAUGAUACAGUGUCAUGCUCCCAUGUGACCACUUUUCAAGUUAUUUUGCAAGAUACAGCUCAACCUCCAGAAACGAGACUACAACUUGUCUGUAAAAAAGCUUUCACAAAAAAUUAUUCAUAACACUAUUAACAUAGCAGUAUCUUUUUUUUUUGUGUCGGUUCGAGGUUCCCGGCUGUCCAUUAAUGCAAAAAUUGAGGAAAAAAAGAACAUGUGUCGUACUUACACCUUUUUAACAAGUACGAGGGGGACAGAACUUUUCUAGUCAUGCAUCUUCAUCAUACUAUCAAGUUUUUAAAUGCCUUUUAUAAUUAUUAUCACCAGUUAUAUCUGAGUGCAUUGUAUGCAUGUAGCAGGUGUAAAAUCAGGUCAGUUGGAUCAGAUGCCUUAUCUGCAAGCGAGCCCUAUAUUCAAGAAAUUUGAAUUAAAAUAGUUACGUUAGAGACGCAGUCUUUCAGCACUUUAUUGCCUGUGGUUUAAGCAUUGCUCAAUACUUUUGUGGGUGGCAAUUUCAACCGGCACAGCACUGCGCUUUGCCACAGUCACAUUUGUCUUCAAAGCGGUGUUUACCAUUUAUGUUGAUCUGUUUGUGUAUGCAUAGAGCAAGUUUUUAAUUUAUAUUUUUCUGCAUUCUUGUGCUUGCACUAAGCUUGUAUAAGGCAGUUACAAAAUGUGCGUCACUAUAACGAACUGUUCUGUUGAGCUUACACUUGCAAAUAAUCGUGUUCAGAUGGCCGCACUUCUAUGCGGGUGCACUGCUAGCUUUGUGUAUGUUCUCAUGUUUGUAUAAAGCUUAUAUAAGCUAGUUAGAAAAUGUAUGUCACUAAGCAUUGUGAUAUUCUUUAAAGAACUCCUUGGUUGGUUUUACACUUGUGAAUUAGUAUUGAGGUGGUGGUAUUCCCAUGUAUGCCCACUGCUAGCUUUCUGUGUCCUCAUGUGUUUGUAUUAAGUUUCUACAAGGGAGUUACAGCAUGUACGUCACUAAGCACUGUGAUAUUUUUUAAAGAACUGCUUUGUUGGUUUUACACCUGUGAGUAAUAGUACUCGGGUGGCACUAGUCAUGUGUAGGUACACAGGGAGCAUUUGUAUACAUUAUGCUCAUGUAAAGCAGUUACAAAGUGUAUGUCACUAAUUACUGUGAUAUUUGUUGAAUUGCUGUGAUGGUUUUACACAUGUGAAUAAUAGUGGUCAGGACACAGUACUUGCGGUGUAUAGUUGAAUUUAUACACUGCCAAGACAUGGGCUGUAUACGUACCAAAAGAAAUGUAUGUGAUUAUAUUGUUGUGAUUAUUACUGUUUGGAUUUUAUUAAACUGUAAUAAAAUUGUUUCUUGUAUCUAUUGAGGUAUGGAAAAUUGUCAUGCAACCAAACUGAGGACCUGAACUUGUGCAUACAAAUAAACAGCUAAUUUAAGAGUA
Dermacentor andersoni is the source of this 2870-nucleotide messenger RNA. The record is from RefSeq and is a predicted model, not a curated record. NCBI's taxonomy places the organism in Eukaryota, Metazoa, Arthropoda, Arachnida, Ixodida, Ixodidae.